Messenger RNA from Dinoponera quadriceps, 803 nucleotides. RefSeq names its product translocon-associated protein subunit beta (gene SsRbeta). Gene Ontology annotation, cellular component: membrane; endoplasmic reticulum. The transcript has 4 exons. The record is from RefSeq and is a predicted model, not a curated record. Lineage: Eukaryota; Metazoa; Arthropoda; Insecta; Hymenoptera; Formicidae. The coding region runs from base 112 to 687 and encodes 191 amino acids.
CGAGUUAAUUUGCGGUCGCCGACUCUCUCCGUAUGGAGUAGUCGAGUGAUAGUCUUGCUACGUUGAACAGGCGAGGAUAAUAAUUACUGGGACGUUUUCCACGCGACAACAAUGAAGUGGCACAUUUUGCUCGCAGCUGUCGCUGUAUUAUUUACAUCUGUAUACGCGGAAGAAGAAGAGGAAGCUGCUAGGCUAUUAGUUUCUAAACAAAUACUCAACAAAUACCUAGUAGAAAAUAUGGAUAUAGUUAUUAAGUACACUAUUUACAAUAUUGGCAAUGUGGCUGCAUUCGAAGUUGAGAUCACAGACAAUUCAUUCCAUCCAGACCAUUUCACUCACGUGAGCGGCGAAUUGAACGCCAGGAUAGACCGUGUGCCACCUUACACAAACGUGAGUCAUACCGUAGUGGUGAGACCACGCAAAUUUGGAUUCUUCAACUUUACCUCAGCCGAGGUCUUGUACCGUCGCAAAGAGGACGCUCCCAGGCUACAGGUGGCUGUAAGCAGCGAGCCUGGCGAAGGACUUAUUGUGGCGUACAGAGACUAUGACAAGCAAUUCUCAUCUCACGUGAUUGACUGGGCCGCAUUCGCUGUGAUGACUCUACCUCCACUAGCCAUUCCGUUCGCUCUGUGGUACUCGAGCAAAAGCAAAUAUGAGAAACUGCUGAAGAGCACAAAGAAACACUGAUCGCCUAUACUCUAAGAUACACCUAGGUCACUUUCUGUUUUCUUAUAUCAUCGCAGGGAACGACCGUUCCGCUAACGUACAUCUACUUUUGUAAUAAACGUUAUUUAUGAAAAUCA